Molecule: messenger RNA, 2181 nt
Organism: Enterobius vermicularis (human pinworm)
Lineage: Eukaryota; Metazoa; Nematoda; Chromadorea; Rhabditida; Oxyuridae
Source: the annotation of a GenBank genome assembly
AUGGAUGAAUGUGUAAUAACUGUUCAAGUUCUUGGGAAAACAAGAAAUGCAGUCAUUGCCGGCAAACCCACUUUAUCGAAGAAGCGUGCAAUGGAGAAUAGGCUUAAUACUUUGGGUGCAGAGUUAAGGCAGUUUGGUAAAACAAACAAGGUUUUGGAUCGCCGUCUGGGAGUCAACGACAGGACUGUUUCUGAGGAAGAAAAAGUCUCAAAGCGUUUUAUAGCGGAAAGGUUACGCCGCUACGAAGCAAAAGACGAUUUAGGUGAUUCGAAAAAUGAAGAUGACAUUUUAACUCACAAAGGAUCCGCACUGACCUCGAUUCAAAAGUACGAUCGCGCUUUUAGCGAUGACGACGAUGAUGACGAAGAUGAAGUCGACGCAAACACCGUUUCACUUGCACACUUUGGAGGGGGCAGUGAACCUACGACUGUUGAAAGUGAGGACAGGAACACAAGACGUAAAAACGUGCUAGCAGAAUUAAUUGCAAAACAAAAGCAACAGCGUUUUGAGAAGAGGAUGGCGCGCGAUGAACUGGAAAGUGCGACCGACCGCUUAGAUGAAAAAUGGAGAAAACUUAUGCAGAAAGGUGGUAUAGGAAAUUUAAUGGGCACUGGAAAGAAAACAAACGAAAACCAAUUACCUGACGACUACGACACACUGGCACGACAAAGCCAAAGUGUUGACGAAAUAAUUAAGAAAAAAAGUCAGAAAUCUGAAGUGUUUGAGGCUGUAUACGACGCAGAUGGGAAACUCAUCAAUGCCGAUAAGGUGCAGAAGCCUCGUAUUAAGAUAGUUCGGGUUGAGAACGAGUCGUCUGACGAAACUGUUUCAAUGACAGAUGAGAUGGAGGGUGAAAACGAGGAAGAAACCUUGGAUCAAAUGGUUAAAGAAGAUAAUGAGAGUGCCUCAGCUCUAAAAGAUGCGGGACCGUCGCAUCAGUUUGCCUCACUAGUCAUGCCAGACGCCUACAACGACCUGAAAAACUUUCUCCGUAACAAGUCCGCCGAGGAGAUUGCUCCAGUAAUCUCACAAUUAGUGGACUGUUACCAACCAAACUUGCGAGAGGGGAAUAAGAAGAAACUAGCUCGUUUGAUGCUUUAUUUGAUAAGGUUUUACGAUGACCUUGCCAUUGAGGGACCAAACCAAAUCGAGAAACUUGCAGCCCUGCACAAGAGCAUCUUCCAUUUACUAAAGUUCAAUUCGGACUACGGCGCCCGAUGUUUGCGAGCCGUUAUUAGACAACAGAGGAAGCAGUACGUCCAGUCGCUACACAAAAUUUUUGAGUUUCGGAUAAUUGCACUGGUCACUUUGGUACAGAAAUUGUUCCCGGUGUCCGAUGUUUUCCACCCUGUUUGCACGCCAACGUAUCUGCCUGAAGUGGUUGCGUAUUUGCGUGGGAUAUUCUUAGUUUCUGUGGAACAUAAUGAAGACGAAAAGACACCAACAGCCACUUUCCCAAUAUCCUCACCGCACAGGACGAUGCUUCUUGUUAAGAAUGACUGUUCAAAUCUGGAUGAACCUCUAGUACUUGAAGUAAAGAAAGUAUUUUCUGCAGAUGAUACAGAGUUCAAGGACAAUGACUACAAUAAACUUUGUGUUUUACGCGCAGCUCUCGCAGCUACAUCAGCGAUGGUCUCAACAUAUUCGACGCACAUCUUCACAUUUAGUGCAACCUUUGGACCAUUCUUGAAAUUAUUCUCCCGGUUACCGAAACAGAAUUAUCCAAAAGUACUUCGAGAAGAAAUUGAGAAUUUGGAGUCUGCCAUUUUGGCUACCUGUAAAACAUGCAGCCCAUUACAGCAGCUCCACCGAACAAAGAAAGAAAUCAAAAUGCUUGAAAUGCUUGAACCCCGAUUUGAACCUCAUUUCAAUGCAGAAAGAAAGCACUCACUAAGAAAGGAUAAGGACCCAGCGCUUGAAAGAAGAGUGCUCAAACGGAAAAUUAAAAGCGCUACAAGAGACGCAGUAAAAGAGUUAAGGAGAGAUAAUCAAUUUUUGGCGCUUUCCUGCUCCAAUUUUUUACCUCUUUCUACUGAAUCCUUUAUCACCUUUAGAGAAAAACGGAGACAAAUCGCAGAGGACGACAGAAUUCGUAAACGAAAAACGAGAAAAUUGCUCAGAGAAUUACAGGGCCAGGAAAGUGAAUACAAGAAAAGCCUUUAUAUGAAAAAGAAAGGAUAA